Messenger RNA from Theileria parva strain Muguga, 1587 nucleotides. RefSeq names its product Protein kinase domain protein. Gene Ontology annotation, molecular function: ATP binding; protein kinase activity. The transcript is spliced from 14 exons. The coding region runs from base 178 to 1515 and encodes 445 amino acids. Gene Ontology annotation, biological process: protein phosphorylation. Lineage: Eukaryota; Apicomplexa; Aconoidasida; Piroplasmida; Theileriidae. The record is from RefSeq and is a predicted model, not a curated record.
UUUAAAAUUUAGUUAUUUUUUAACAUUUUUUGAAUUUUGUUUUUACACAUUCCUUCCACCAGAAUACCUGAUUUAUCUCUAAAAAUAAUUCCAUUAUAGAAAAUGUGUAACAUUUAACUAGUAUAAAAAUACUAAAUAUCAUGAAAUUUGAAAAGAAUUAAAUUUAACCGGUCCCAAAUGUCAGACUUAUCAUCUUUGUUAGAAAAGGAAGAAAUAACUUGGCCUAAUGAAUUUAAACCAAUAAAACUAGUAUCUGGCUCAAAUCAAAUUGGGGAUUGCUGGAAAGUAGCCUGCUUUACCCAUAAUCUUGUCAAGUCGCUCGAAGAAGAGCUAAAAAAGAGGAAAAGGCAGCUUGAAACCUUUGAAUAUCGGUACGAGGAACUAAACCAACAACGAGGACCGGAACUGCCAGAUGAUGAAGCUUACGAUUCUUACGAUUAUAAUCUUGAAGGUGAAAUUGGUCAGAUUGACACAGUGAUAACAAAGCUUCGAGAUAGAAUACAGGAGAUUGAAUCACAAUUGACCAAACUGCGGAAUAAAUAUGAUUCUGGGUCAGAUAGAGAUAGUGAUACCACUGAUGCCAGUGACAAGAGCGAUAACAAAGAAAACAAGGAAUUCUUCAACUGUUAUGCAAAAUUGAUUCUAAACCCAUUUGUGAUUCGUGAUAACAGUUGUAUUAAUGAGAAACAUCAGUCCACAACAGUAGAGUACCAACUUAACUCUAUCCAAAAGGAAGUUGAGAAAAUUAGAGACGAACUGGAAGCAUUCUCGCAUCAAACUUCAAAUAAAGAUGCUGUCAUGAAGAUUCUGAGUAUAGAAAAGGUUCUGAGGAAAAGAGAACCUUUUAAUGAUACAUGGGCGGUUUUAUAUGUUACAAAGGAGAUGGCUAACGGAUCAGUUGAGAAUUAUUUGAAAGCACUCCCAAAUAGGGAUGAUAUUUAUCAGUUACAAGACUCACUUCUUCAUCGCAAUUUAAAGGAACAAAUAUCAUUAAUGGAACAUAUGCAAAAACAGGGAAUUGCCCAUAAUAACAUUAAACCUAAUAACGUAUUAAUAUCUAAAGAUGGGCUUAAUCUUCUACUGACGGAUUUCUGUCCAGAAACGUUAUUCAUUGAGAGGUGUUAUAAAAUUAGUCAAGGAAAACUUACACACCCCAAUUUCACAUCACCUGAGCUUCUUCUAUUACUUACAAAUGAAGUUCCUUACCAUAACCCAAAUGAAUCAAAUAAGUUGAUGGAGGAAAUAAACUCGAGAUUUGAACGUUACGAUUUUCCGGAUAAAAUCAAGCCCUUUAUGUACAGAAGUGAUGUUUUUUCUCUAGGUUUGAUUUAUUACCACCUUUUAACCCUAAAGAUUCCUUCGGAACAGCAAUUGGCUUACGAUGAUGUGAUUAAUGACCUUAAGGAGAUGAUGAAAAAAAGAAAUCGAGAACUAAUUGAUUUGGUGAUGAAAAUGUUGGUUUUUGAUCCAUUUAAGAGGGGAACAUGGGAAGAACUCCUGGAAUCGACGGAUUAGAAAAAGAAACUCAAACUGAAUAAAGUUUAUUUAAAUAUGUUGAAUGAAAUAUUGUUUAAUUUGUAUUUUCAA